AUGAUUAACCAAAAUAUCAAUAGGAACUCUUCGAUUGGCGGAAUCGCUGGAAUCGCCCUCAUCCAGCUAUUUCUCACCUUUGUCAUGGCGCCCCUUCCGCCGGAAGCAACACGUGCUCUGCUUGAUUUUGAUCGACAAAUCGGACAACAACAUCACGAACUCGACGAUUGGAGACAAUUAACGCCUGGGCCUCUGCACCUCCUGAACGACCACGCCGGCCAUACAACUUCAUUAUUACCAGUUGAGCCUCAAUUCGAACAAAGACACGCCCUUGGGGUGCAACUUGCCGCACCAGAUGGUGAUUGGUUUGAAUGGCGGUCUAUUCCCUCUCCUGCCGAAAUCCCAAGAAGCUCGUCGAUACAAAUGCCAGCUUCACAUUCAAAGCAAUUAGCGCACCAAAAGUUCCCCGAUGGUUCUGCAAUUCAAUCCUCCCCAAAUCAGCUUCGAGUUGAAGACUACAUUCAAAGUGGUUUGUUUGAUUUUGCAAGCUUAGAUUACGAACAGUCCCAACAUGAAAAUAUCCACUUGCAUCCCCAAAGCCUGGAAAACCCGAUAACAGUAACCACACCAUCAGAGUCCAAGCAUUCGCCUAUUCAACGGUCCAAUCUACCCGGCAUCUUGAAAGGUAAUCCUUCUACAUUAUGGAUGGCCUACUUUUCCAGUUUAAUAACUGAAUUUUCUAUCUUGCGCGAGAGCAGGACACGAUUCAGUUUCUAG
Puccinia triticina is the source of this 717-nucleotide messenger RNA. RefSeq lists its product as uncharacterized. The transcript has a single exon. The record is from RefSeq and is a predicted model, not a curated record. NCBI's taxonomy places the organism in Eukaryota, Fungi, Basidiomycota, Pucciniomycetes, Pucciniales, Pucciniaceae. The coding region runs from base 1 to 717 and encodes 238 amino acids.